AUGGCACUCGGUACUAUUUCCAGGAUUUUCCGUGAAGUCAAGGGCCAGAAUUCCUACCAAAGCGAGUACUACGUCGUGCGCCAACCAAGCCAUCGCCGCCGUUCCAGAGCCCGCUCCGUUGAAAGAACCUCCUCGAGCGAGUCGAGGCCAAGGAAUGAACACCAUGUGCACGAGGUAGAAAUCCACCGAAAGCCCUCCAGACGGCACGGAGACAGAGAGAAGAAGGUUCGGAAAGAGUACGAGUACCGCUACGAGCUCUUUCAGGACGACUCGGAAGCCGAGGACAACGACGAUCUCAAGCACGUCUCCUGGGCUCAAUGGCCUGACCUCCAUACUCAGCUCAGCGACCAUCAGGCUCGCCAAUCAGCACCCGAGCAUCAUCGAGCUCCCGAGCCCUCAUCCCAGUUCAAACCCCAAACCGACAACCCCGACCUCCACCAAUGGAUCUCCGCCGAGCUCGCCCUCCUCUGGUCCUCCAUCGACCAACUCCACCAUCAACACAAAGAACGCUCUGCCAACUAUGACCCCUGUCUCCAACAAGCCAUCCUAGCGUCCUAUGCCACGUUCAAGCAGGAGCAGAUUCAACCUUUGCUCGAUGAGAUCGCUCGCCUCGAAAGACAAGGGAAGGACUACGAGGAGCUUGUGAAGGAGCUGUUUGGUGUCAUCAAGGGAUACCAGGUCGAGCUGAGGAGCGUGUGGGACAGAGAGGAGAGAGAAAAGAAGGAGAAGGAGGAAAAGGCCGGCAGAGCAAAGAGGGAGAGGGGGAGGAGGCACGAUGAAGAGGCUACACCACGAAGGCGAGAGUGGGAGACGUGGCGAGAUCUCUCUGGGCCUACUCUGGCUGGAGUAGCGUCGGGAUCAAACCCUUCUUCUCCGACGGGAAGUGCCCCUCCGCCUUAUGACGAUGGGCAACUGCCGCCAGCCGAGAUUCCUGCUCCAGCUCCAGCUCCUCAGUCCGUUCCUAUUUCUACGGUCCCUGCUCGCCCACCGAAGGAGCUCGAACAUCCGCAGCAGCCGAGAGUCCGCUUCGACGAGUUCCUACAUGAAAUCCCCGCGCCGCGCAUCUACACCGACGACGAGUACGAGUACGGACCCCGCGAUCACCGCCGCCGCGAAAGGGGUAGAACCCACGGCCAUGAUCAUCACCGCGAACAUGAAUACACCUACGACCGACCGCGGUCUUCUUCAAAGGAGACGCACAUCCACCGUGAUCGUGAUUGGCAGCACCCCGACGAUGUUCGCCACGGGCACGGACACCGCCCUCUUGACCGGGACCAUCAGAACGACCGCCAUCCUCGCCGGCAUCACCACGAUGACCGGUCCGAGCGCCGAUUCGAUGAUCGCUUGACUGAUUGGAACAUCCCAAGCCCAAACAUCCCAGUCCCAAGCACCCACUGGGACUUGCACCCCCGUGGUCCGCGAUCCGCACGGGACUUUGACGCUUACGAGCUCAGGACUAGAAGCGAGCCUCGCACCCGUCGACGGCACUCGGUGAGCUACUCCGCGCCUUCGCAGGUUGUCGAGAGGGAGGGGGAUAAGUACCCUAGGGGGUGGAGGGUAGUAAGGUUUGCUGCCUGAUUGGUAUCACCUAGAGGUGUGGAAGGUCGUUGGUGACGAUUGACCAGACGGAGGCGAAGGCAGAGGCGCAGGAGUUCAACUUGGCUGCGAUUUCUUUGUAUGAUGUUCACUCUGGUGCAAAACUUUGUUUUUUGUUGUCGAAUUCUGCUUGAUGCUUUUAGUUUUUGAAUAAUCAUGUAGACGUACCUGAAGUCCAAAAGACCUUGAAUCCCAUCGUGUCAAUGAAGUUUGCUGUUCCUAACCGUUGACACACACCUAUUGAACAUGAUGACCGUGCUUCUGUUAUGUCUGGCACAUCAGGCGACGUUGCUGCCUUGGCGUGCUUGCUUGCGUGGAUAACACGGAACCUCCAAAUGCAAAGAUAGUAGAAAAUAAUAUUAC
Messenger RNA from Neurospora hispaniola, 1959 nucleotides. RefSeq lists its product as uncharacterized. Lineage: Eukaryota; Fungi; Ascomycota; Sordariomycetes; Sordariales; Sordariaceae. The transcript is spliced from 3 exons. The record is from RefSeq and is a predicted model, not a curated record. The coding region runs from base 1 to 1578 and encodes 525 amino acids.